This is a messenger RNA of Lingula anatina, 3198 nucleotides long. Its product is annotated as multicopper oxidase 3. NCBI's taxonomy places the organism in Eukaryota, Metazoa, Brachiopoda, Lingulata, Lingulida, Lingulidae. Gene Ontology annotation, biological process: iron ion transport. Gene Ontology annotation, molecular function: copper ion binding; oxidoreductase activity. Gene Ontology annotation, cellular component: plasma membrane. The record is from RefSeq and is a predicted model, not a curated record.
ACGGAGGAUCCGGGUAUAAGUAAGAGAGAGCGCAUCACCCGCGCACAUACUUUCUGCGCACAGAAGGGAGAGUUGAUAACGCAGCAGUUUUUUUAAUACAAAAUCAGGUCAGAAUGGAGCGAAAAAUGUUACGUGGAAUAUGUGCAAUUUUGUUAUGUCUUACAACCUACCUCGCCGUAACUCAGGGCGUCAGAUCUCUACCAAAUUGCAGAGAAGAGUUAAUAUUCUAUAAAAGAAUUCUGUCCAAACGAUACUUCGUGAAGCAAACAAUAUGCGAGUACGUGCUAGUAGUCGAGCAUGCGCACACCAUGACAUAUCAAAACCAGCGUGUGGUGCCCGACUGUACACUCCCUAAUGGAUCUCUGCUGGGCGAGUGUGUGGCCUGCCUCAUUGACGAUCCCAACUGUGCGGGUACUAGCAGAGCCAUUUCAUUCGACAAUGUAAUCACAGGGGAUGGUAUAUUCAGAGAGUUGAUAGCUAUCAAUGGCACAAUGCCGGGACCAAAGAUAGAGGCCCCCUCAGGUGCGAUGGUCGUGGUGCACGUGAAGAACAACCUGAUUAACGAGCCUAUCACCGUCCACUGGCACGGCAUGUUUCAGUUUAAGACGGGGUUUAUGGACGGCGUCCCCCACCUCACCCAGUGUCCUAUUAACUCUGGGCAGGUCUUCACCUACAGGUUUAAAGCCGAACCAUCUGGAACCUUCUUUUAUCACGCCCACACCGGUGCACACAGAACAGACGGUCUGGUGGGAGCUUUAAUAGUAUACCCGGAACACGAGAUCACGUAUACCAGCUCAACGUCGGGAUCCAGUUUUGGUAGAAAUUUCUUCUCUAGAUUCAGGAACUUCCAGCUGGCGAGAUCAGUAAGUGUGUCUGAGGAGGAACACGUUAUACUGCUGCAGGACUGGUUUCAUGAGGACACAAAAAAUGUUUUCAAGAUCCAAAACGGCGGAGGAGGUUUCUAUCUUGAGAACCCGUUCUUCCCCCAAGGCACCAACAAGUUUGCCGUUACCUUCGGCCCCGACAAGGUCGCCUUGGCCGGAAUCCCCUACGUUUCUGGAGUCAUCAACGGGCGUCACAGGUACACGGACCCUCUUUUCUUCCAGACCACCCCGGUCGACAACCAGGUGCCCUAUGAGAGGUAUGACGUCAAGAGACAGAAUCCACCGCUGAGGUAUCGCUUCAGAAUGAUUUCCAAUUCCGUGCAGUACGCCUACCGAGUUUUCAUUGACGACCACCCUCUGACGGUUGUGGCCUCGGACGGUUUUGAAAUGGAGCCUGUUGAGGUCCAGAGCUUGUUGAUCAACCCCGGGGAGAGGUAUGAUUUCCUGAUAACGGCCGAUCGUCCCAACGCGGCCUACUGGCUUAGAGCAGAAAGUUUGGUGACCGACCCGGCUACAAAUACUCCGUUGAAGCAACAAGUGCUUGCAAUCCUGCAGUACCAGAACCCUAGCGGACCUCGAGUUGUCACGCCGGAUUCUCAGAUACAGUCCAUUCCAGAACCAUGUAGUUCGAGUAACAAGUGCAAGGUCUAUAACUGUCCGUUUGGAAAAUUCCCUCCCAAUCGCAACUUCCAGUGUCUGAAUGUUGGUGACUCCGUCAAAAACCCUGCAGCGCAGGGUCCCCAUGACAACGAGCCCGUUCCCACCCCGGUGAGACGGACCCGACAGAUCUUUACCAACUGGCACUUCCUGGCCAACGGAGCGUCCGUAAAUGGCAUUGCGCACGUGAGACCCACGGCACCGCCUCUGACACAACCGGACACACUCCCGGGAUCUCUAACGCAAUGUGAUGCCUCGUGUGACACGGAGAAGAACGCGGACGGAUGCAGGUGUACCAAUAAGAUAGACCUCGAAUACAAGAAGGCGUACCAGUUCGUUCUGGUCAAUCAUGGGAGUGGAGGUGGAAACCAGGGCGCUCCACAUCCCAUCCACAUGCAUGGUCACAGUUUCCACGUGUUGAAGGUGGCGUAUGCCGAUCAGGACGCCAACGGUGCCUUCCUCAAGUACAACGACGACAUUUGCUGCCCUUGUCCAGAUGACGAAACCAAAUGCUGCACUAACCUACAGUCAACUGACAUUGCUAAUGCCGGCCUGACAUCUAGCACCGGAGGACGUGUGCCGUGUAAUAACCCCAGGUGGCGCAACAACCAGUGGAACAUCAACCCCAGCGCCGUGGCCGGUCUGAACCUGCAGGACCCCCUCCGUAAGGACACCAUCAUCGUCCCCGCCGGCGGCUACGCUGUCGUCAGGAUAGAAGCUGAUAACCCAGGUUGGUGGUUUUUCCACUGUCACGUGGAGAUUCAUGCACUUGGCGGGAUGGCGCUGGUGCUGAACGAGGCCCAGAACCUGCAUAAGAGAGUCCCACCGCCGCCACAUUUCCCAAAAUGCAUGAGUUUCGAUUGGUCCGCGCAAGAAUAUAUUAAAGCACUCAGACGCCGUAUUGAUGGUAUCUCCUUUGAUGGCUUUAUAUUCGGCAGGGGCCCUACAGCCCCCCGCCUACCAUCGUCCAGUGUUCCUGAUGCAGAUACCAAGGGACUGGUAGAAGUCGACGAUAACAUCCCAAUUUCAAGGCAGGGUCUUAGAGUACCGAUUGAGGACGAAAACGCCCCCAACCCCAACGAUGCCCUUGCUGGAGAGAACGUGAACUUUAGCGGUUUUCUACAGUCGUAUGGACGCCAGGGCGAGGCCCUGCAGGCCGCAGGAUAACUUUUUACAGACCUUGUUAAAGAUGUGACUCCUCAAAAACAAACGCAUACACUUUUCAUAUAAAUUUAAUCCGAAGUAUUUUUGUGGGAAAUACACCAUAGAUGGGUGAUUCAUAUAGCGAUCUCUACUUUUCUCCUAAAGCGCAUUAUCAUAUUUUCAUUUUCAUCCAUCUACUAUCCAAUACCGUUUUCUUAGUCUUUUUUGUGGUUUCUUCAUUCCCACAGAUAUGAAUGCCGUUAUUCUUCAAUGUGAUUUUCCGUUUGUUAUUUUAUUAUCGAUGGAUUUUUUAGGGAUUAAAGCAAUCAAUUUAAAACGUAGAUAUGAAGCAUACAAUGUAUGUUUGAUACAACGAAAUCAGCAAAAUUAUUCUUAUAACUGAACGACUAAGUAACACAGAAUCGAAGUAUUUAUUUUCAUUUGUUUAGUUGGUUUUGUAUAUAUGUAACUGCAAGCAUUUGUAGUCUAAUUUGUAAAUAAACAAUUCACCGUA